Molecule: messenger RNA, 1007 nt
Organism: Drosophila bipectinata
Lineage: Eukaryota; Metazoa; Arthropoda; Insecta; Diptera; Drosophilidae
Gene: Eaf6
Product: chromatin modification-related protein EAF6/MEAF6
Cellular component (GO): NuA4 histone acetyltransferase complex
Source: RefSeq, a predicted model, not a curated record
UCUGAGCAUCUGUCAUCUCUAUGUGUUUACAUGUGAAUAUUUUGCUGAUUUCUAGCAAAAUCCAAAUUAACACAAUAUCUCCGCAAUAUGAGCUCUCCAACAAGUAAAAACGUCAGCGAGACGAACGGAAACAAGCCAAAGAAGACGGGUAAGACAAAUUCCACGACGAAAAGUGGUUCCAUGGAUACGAGGGCGGAAUUGGCGGACCUCAUCAAAAAGAAGGCAGAGACCUCGGAACAAUUGGCUAACCUGGAGCGGCAAAUAUACGCCUUUGAGGGAUCGUAUCUGGAGGACACGCAGCUAUGCGGGAACAUCAUUCGCGGCUGGGAACGGUACCUGACCUCCAACAAGGCGACGAACUCCAAGGCCGACAAACGGAAUCGCAAGUUCAAGGAGGCCGAGCGGCUAUUUUCUAAAUCUAGCAUAACUUCGAUGGCUAUAUGUAAUCCUGAACGCGCCAGCGAAUCGGAUUCUAUAACCAACGAAGACUCAAGCGAUAAUCAGAUCUCUCUGAACCAGAAUACAACAACGGCCCACGAUGGAGCCACGACAAUCAAGAGCACACCAAAAGAUGAAAAGGAUUCUCCUUCGCACCGCAAUGAAGGUAGCCUUGGAGGCGUAUCAGCCGGUGGAGGAGCAAGUGGUGGAGGCAUUGGAGGCUUAAGUUCUGGAAAUAAGGAUGUCCUGGGAACACCAACGUCUAACACAAAAAGUAAACUGUCGAGCAGCUCGAGUGCCACGGCGAAAAAGAGCGGGCACAUAAAUAAAAAGAUUCGCCAUCGAUGAUUUAGCAAUUUUCACUUAAAACCUUUGAAAUUAAAAUUGUACAAUUGAUAAAAAGAUAGUAGGCUUUUAGAUAUUAGUUUUAUAUUCAAAGAUAUGUUAAUUUUCAAUCAAUUUAUUAAUACAGAUCAAAAAUCAAUUAUACAUUUAUACAUACAAUACUUUAAAACACUUUUUUAAUCCUCAUUUUUACCAUAUAACGAAAUAAAUCAAGAUUAUUUAAA